AUGAAAAAUAUAAAUAUUUUAAUAUUUAUCUUUAUUUACUUAAUCGGGUUUGUUUUAUCAGAUGAUGAUGAAUUAAAAAUUAUUAGAGUUGAAAGAAUAGAUGAAAUUGAAUAUGGUUCAAUAGAUUGUUCAAUUAGAUUUAAUGUAUUAAUUGAUUAUCCAAGACCAUUAGUAUUUGUAAGUGGAAUUGGUGGGGUUGUGAAUGGUGAUGCAAAAGUUAAAAAUGGAACAUUAACAAUUUAUCAAAUUAGACAUACAGUAUUGGUUGGAAAUAAUAGUGUAUCAUUUCAAGCACAUGACUAUACCAAUUACCAAUACCCAUACCCAGUUUAUAUAAAUAAAACAGAUUAUGCAAUUGCACAAUGUGAUCAAUUACCAAGUAAUGUCAAAUUUGUAUCAAAACAAAAUAGAUGGAAUUCAAUUAGUGGUUUUGGAACUCCAUUCAAUUGGUUUAAAUUAUUGAAUCCAAUUAAUUUGGACAUAGGAAAAGGUUUCUCAAAUUAUGAAUUCGUUUGUCAAGUUCCUCAACCUUACGGCUGCUAUUUUUAUCCAGCUCAAAAUGGUGGAUACCAAAAAAGAAACUAUUGGUUAAUUGUAUUUAUUCAAGCUACAAAUACAUACAUUCCAUUUAAUCCAACAACCAAUGUUUUAAUAAAGUCAAAACAAGGUACAAUCGCUUUCAAUAGUACAUUUGAUGGUUUAAAAGAUCCAACUAAUCCACCAAUGCAAUUAUUAAAUUUUGAAUCUUUUCCACCAAUAAACUCUGUUUUAAGUUUUGGUGAAAUGACAAAUCAUGCAACUUUUCAAACUCAAAUUAUAAAUAAUAAAAAUACACUCACUAGUAUUUCAAAAGAAGAUGAUGAAAUGAUUCAAAGUCAAUUAAUUCCAUUACUUGGUUCAACUUCAAAUGCAACUUUUAUUGGUAUUUCUGAAUUUAGUACUGCUACUCAAAAUAAUAAAAUGCAUCUUCAAAUUGUUGAUAAUCAAGGUGCUAAAAGAAUUGGUGGUGAUAUUUCAAUUAGUACAAAAUUAAAAGAUUCAAGUGCUUCUUUUGAUAGUGAUAUAAAAACUUCAAUUAUUAAUGAAACCAAUUUUGGAUCAAGAUAUAUUUACCAUACAAAUGUUAAAUUUGAUACUUCAUAUGAUCCAACUAUGACUGUUUCUUUCGAUGACCAAUUUUCUUAUGAAGUUAUUCCACCAUCUUUCCCAUAUGGUAUUUCAAAUGGUACAUUACGUAAUCAUUCAAUUUCAAUUUCAUCUGCUACUGGUAGCUUCUAUAGUGGUAAUUUAAAUUGUUACCGUAAUGGUGAUCAUUCAAAGUCUGAAAAGAUUGCAAAUAUUAUUUCAAGUAAUACUGAUUUAAAUCCAGCUGUUAUUAGUGAAGUUGAGUUAUUUAAUUUAUCAUUUGAUAAAGUACUUAUUAGAAUAAAAGCAAAUGAUGAUAUUUCUGGUAUUAAAUAUUUAGAUGUUUUUAGAUUUAAAAUUCAAAGUUCAGAUUUAGUUUGGGGUAACCCAAUGAAUGGUGUUUAUGAAGCAAUUGCAUCAGUAAUUGAAUAUUCAACUAUGAAAACUAUACCAGUUAUUUCUUUUGAUUAUAAAGGAAAUAAUCAAGGUAUUGAUCAAGAUAAUCCAAUUAUUGAUACAAAUUUUAAUAAGGUUCCAAAUUUCCCAACUUUAAAUUAUAUUAAAGAUAAAAAAUUAGAUCCAUUUAAUUUUACAUCAUUUUCAUUUAAAUAUAAUGAUAUUGAUGUUUCAAAUCAAGCAUUUAAUAAUACAUUAUGUUUUGGUUUAUCAGGUGCUGAUAAAGGAAUGGUUCCACAAUUUUUCCUUUUAUAUUCACCAACAAAUAUGAAAGCAUAUGAAACUGAUAAACCAUUUAUUGGUGCAUGGGAUCCAUUAAAAAAUCAAUUCUGUAUUGAUUUCAUAAUUCCUGCUAGAAUUUUCUCUGGUGAAAUUAAUUAUAUUAUUUUCUUUUCUCCAUUUAUUUAUGAUCGUGGUUAUAUUAUAAAUUCAGUUGGUUCUACUGCUCAAUUAAGAGUUUUAUCAAAUUAUGCUGAUCAAUUACCACCAAUUAUUACAGAAUUUAAUGCAUACCCAUCAACAAAUGUUAAUGUAAAUAGUGAAAAAAUAAUUGGAUGGGAUUUAAGAAUUGAAGAUUUAACAAAUGGUUUAUUAUCAGCAGAAUUUAAUAUUACAAGUGAAUAUGAUUUAAAUCCAAUUACAAUUAAAUUAACACCAAACAAUGCUGUAUCUGGUAAUGAUAAAUCUGGUGUUUAUCAAUUAAGAUUCCCAGUUUCACCAAAUUGUAGAUCACAAUCUUAUAGAAUUUCAUCAGCAAAAUUAACUGAUGCUCAAGGUCAUUUUGGUGUUACUCCAUCAACAUAUAAUUUUAAUCCAUUCAUUAAAUUCCUUUCAUCAAAUCAACUCAGAAUUAAUACUACAUGUCCAAUUGGUAAUAAUGAUAAUGAAUCACCAAUUUUAAAUAGUUUUAAAUCUAGUUUAGUUUCUAUUGAUGUUGGUGGAUUCAAAGAGAAUAGAACGGUUGUAUUUGAAUUUACAACCUCUGAUUCUGGUUCUGGAAUUUCAACAAGACAUAAUCCAUUGGUUUAUUUAUCAAAACCAACAAGUAGUAAAAUUUCAUGUCAAUCUAAACUAUUAUCAUACACAAAUGGACAAGCAAAUUAUAGUUGCUCCAUUGAAUUACCAUAUGGUUUUGGUGCACAUGAUGCUUUAUUAAUAUCAAUUUAUGGUAUUGUUGAUAAUCAAUCAAAUAUGAAUGGUUAUUCAAGUUUUGAUCUUAAAUCACUUGGUUUCCAAUAUUCUUUAUUAAGCCAAUUUUCAGAUAUUCCAGUUUUAGAAUCAACCUCUUCAAUUACAAAUCAAGCUUCAACUCUUACCAUUUAUGGUCACAAAUUUGGAAUUGAUUCAAGUAAAGUUACACUUCAAGUUAAUUAUAAUAAUGGUCAAGGUUGGAAAAAUACAUCAGUUUCAUUCUAUGCUGGUAUAGUUUUAAUCACCGAUAGUAUCACUCCAACUUCUACACCAUUUUAUGUUCGUGUAAUUGUUAAUAAUAUUAUUUCAAAUCAAAUAAUAGUAACACCAACUUUAAUUCCAACUCAAUGUAAUUAUCAAGUUGAUCAAACUAUUAUUUCAAAAUGGAUAAAUAGCGAAGUUUAUCAUUAUCUUCAAGCUUCAAUUACUAUUAAAAAUAAUGGUAUCAAACCAAUCAAAGCAUUUAGUUUCAUGAUGUCAAAUAUUGAUCAAAUUUGGGGUGUAACAAUCUCAUCUGGUCCAACUUAUUCUUUACCAAGUUGGAAUCCAACUAUUAAUCCUGGUAAUGAAUAUACUUUUGGUUACAUCCUUAAAGGUACUGAUGUAGGUCAAUUAGUUAAUGUUAUGGUUGAUUGUUCAUAA
Molecule: messenger RNA, 3414 nt
Organism: Dictyostelium discoideum AX4
Lineage: Eukaryota; Evosea; Eumycetozoa; Dictyosteliales; Dictyosteliaceae
Product: carbohydrate-binding domain-containing protein
Exons: 7
Coding region: 1-3414 (1137 amino acids)
Cellular component (GO): extracellular region
Molecular function (GO): carbohydrate binding; hydrolase activity, hydrolyzing O-glycosyl compounds; polysaccharide binding
Source: RefSeq, a predicted model, not a curated record